Amphimedon queenslandica is the source of this 1974-nucleotide messenger RNA. RefSeq lists its product as uncharacterized. The transcript is spliced from 15 exons. NCBI's taxonomy places the organism in Eukaryota, Metazoa, Porifera, Demospongiae, Haplosclerida, Niphatidae. The record is from RefSeq and is a predicted model, not a curated record. Bases 60 to 1589 code for a protein of 509 amino acids.
UGCGGUAUAAAAGGCGGUGCCCUGGGCAUGGUGGUUUCCGUUUUUUUACACGUGUAAAAAUGUCUGCUCCAGAUGGUGUUGGUUCUUUGAAGAAACGCGCAAGAAGAGAGGGUUUUCGGUACCAAAUGGAGCUGAAUUUUGGCCAAAAGGAAGACAAGGAUCAUUUUCUAGCUAGGCUUGAUCGAGUUAAGGGGUCUUUAGCUACUAAAAGGAGACGGCCUGUUGACAACAUGGAACUGCUGUCUCACUUGCUCGAUCUAGCUGAAAAGGAGGAAUCUGAAGUUCAGUCACAGGAUACAAGUAGUUCUUCUGCUAUGCUGAAUACCUCAGGUAUAUACGCUGGUGAUGGGGAUGAAGAGCAGCCAUUGUUUGUGUGUGAAGUAUCUGCUUUUGAGGAUUUGGUUUUGGGAAUGACUCGUUGGUGUACGUGUGGCAUGGUCAAUCGAAAGAUGAUCAGUUAUAGACAGUCCGGUCACGUGAUUCGUGCUGAAUUUCAAUGUCAGUCAUGCAAUCGAAAGGAAUGGUGGGCCAGCUCAAGUUUAUUAGGCAGUAGAUACCUAAUUAAUCAGAAGCUCAUACAUGCGUUUACUUGUGCUGGAAUGCUCCCAUCACAAUACUACCAUUUCUGUAGAUUGGCAUCUCUUGGUACAGUUGGUAAGAGGUACACUGAUUCAGUAUAUAAUUCAAAGGGGUAUGUAGCUGCUAUUGAAAGUUGUGCUGAAGCAUCAAUGACGAAGGCAAUUGAUGAAAUAAAGGCAACCUCAGAAUAUGAGACUGAUGGAGAGUGGGUCAUCACUGAUGCUAGGCAUGACUCAACAGCCAAUGCCUACCAUACAACUGUCCCGUGUCUUUCUGGAAGUAUCCACAAGAUUGUUGGCUGUGUGACACUUUCCAGAAAAGAACACACCUGUGCACAGACGAGGGAGCUUGCCUGUACUAAGGAAGUAUUGCCAUUAGUAAUGUCAAAAGGAUUGAAUGUUACGGAGGUAGCUCAUGACAAUUCACCAUCUGUGACGUCAUAUAUUGUUGAGGAGUUACAACUGAAAAACUCUUAUGACACAUGGCAUGGGACUAAAAAUGUAGCAAAAGCAAUGACAUCUAUAGCAACAGGGACAAAGAAAAGGGCAGGUAUAACUUGGUAUCCAGAACUGUCAGAUAAGAGAAAGAGUACGAAGACACACCUGUACUACAGUAUGAAGAACUGUAAUAAGUCUCCAGAGAAUCUACGAGACUCGAUCACAAAUAUUGUUGAUCAUUAUCGAGGUAAACACUCCAACUGUAAUCAGUCCUCCAGCUGUAGACGUCCUGGGUAUGCACCAUCAAAGAAGCUUAUAACUGACCCCAAUGCAGUGGAAGCAUACACUAGGAAGUUGAAGCAAACCUUGAUAUAUGUAAAUGCUGAAUCAUACUGUUCGUGUCAGGAUACAUUUUGGGUGGAGUCAUUCAAUCAUCAUCUACUCACUUAUCUCCCCAAAAGGAUUCAUUUCGGUACUACAACCUUCAGAAUGAGAAUGAAUAUCGCAGUUAUGGAUUGGAAUGAAAAUGUUGAAAGACCACACACGAGUGAACGGUAUAUCUUUGACAUUUGAAGACCAGAUAGGCGUACACCGUUCAAAGCAUUAGUUGAGAAGACAUACCAGUUUGCUGAUAAUGUGUGGAAGGUAUAUUUGCAGAAAAAUCAAGUAGACAUAAGGCCUAAUGAACCAGUUGAAGAGGUUUCAAUAUGUGAAGUUCUUGAUGAUGAAGAUGAUGAAGACAUUUUUCUGGAUGGUGAUGAGGUAGAUGAGGUAGAUGAUGAACAGGAAGACUAUUGAAGUGUGCUUGCCACUUUUAUUGAUGUCAUUGUUUGUUGCUGCAUUUUGUAAAUUUUAAAGUGUUGAGGUGAUGGUUGUGAGGCCCAACAGUUAUAAAAGCUUGGACGUAUUUAUGAAGAGGGAUUACAUGUAUAAUGGAAAAAGCUAAGUUACUAACAUA